Messenger RNA from Durusdinium trenchii, 1640 nucleotides. Lineage: Eukaryota; Dinophyceae; Suessiales; Symbiodiniaceae. The record is from the annotation of a GenBank genome assembly.
CUGAGUCAUCCUCACCGACUGCGGGUUCUGCGGCAGCGGUACUAGGGCGUGGUUGAGCCGAAAUGGCUACGGACUGAGUUGAUGCACCUAUUCCAAGAGGGAACCUGUGAAGUACGUGGGCCCAGAGCGAACGUCCCUUUGGGCGCGCCAUGGGAAGCUCGCUGCCAUGCAAGCUCCUUUGCGACAAGGCCCUCAUCAUCGCGGCGCCGCCCUCCUUGUGCGUGAAGGCCGAAGAGGAAGUGCUACCAGGCCCGGUGCGCCAUAAGGCGCGCCAGAAGGCGCCCCAUGCCACCGUGGAUCCGGAGCACUUUCUAGGUCCACACGUGAGGCCUUUUGAGGGGCACCACACAGGGCAGCUCUCGGAGCCUGAGGACCCGCUCGUCGCGGCGCUCCGGCACGGCGACCUGGACGGGGUGAAGACCUGCCUGGGCGGCGACGCUUCGCGCGGCGCGAACCGGAGGAGUUCCCGGCAGCAAACCCCACUGAUGCUGGCCGCGUCGGCCGCACUGCCCGGCGACGACCACGUGCGGGAACUCUGCGAGCUGCUUCUGGACGCGCAGGCGGAGGUGGAGGCCAUCGACGAGAAGGGCUGGACACCGCUAAUGCACGCGUGCAGCAGCAACAAUGUCAGCACGGUGGAGUUGUUGUUGGAACGGGGCGCUUCCAUUCACCGCUGUGACUACGAGGGGAGGAGCUGUUUGAUGUUGGCCUUCAUCGGCAGCGAGGACUUGAAGCUCCUCAAGUCUUUGGUGGAGCUGAAGGCCUCGGUGGAGUCGCGGGAUGCGAAGGGCUGGUCUUUGCUCUUCUACGCCUGCGAACAGCAAAACCUACACGUGAUCAGGUGGCUUUGCAACAAGUUCCAGGCCGACCUGGAGACAAGGGCCUUGGAUGGGUUGACUCCUGCGGACAUCUUGAAAAGGCAAGGGUUGGGCCAAGCGCAUCGCUGGCUGGGUGCAAGAAGGCGUCCAGAGAUGGAGUAUUUGCUCAUUGAUUUGGGUUUGAUGAACGAAGAUGGACACCCCCUCCCGCUCGAGUCCGAGCCAAACGUGGGAAGCCGACGGCGCUCCUCAAAGAGUCAGAAAGGCGAGAGCGGCGAGAGCCGCAGAUCCUCCAAGGUCUCUGUCGGGAGCGACCCAAGACACGGUGAGAGCCGAAGAUCUUCGAAAGUCUCCAUUGGGAGCGACCCAAAACAUCACGGUCAGCACCGAAGAAUGUCCAAGGGCUCCGAUGCGAGCCAUCCCUCCUCGCGGCGCUCCAGCAAAGGAGCCUUCGCACCCGAACACCUCGAGGAGACGGACUGCACCGCCGUGGUCACGGUGCAUGUGGCGGCAGAUGGUCGGCAGACUCGGGACGUGUUCAUCCCAGAGCCCGCAAAGCCCAAUGUGGCAGGGCUUCAUGAUGAAGAGGCGUGCCAGACACCUGAACGUCGGUGGACUGCCGCCCGACUGCCGUGGCUGCCCGCGGACUGCUGCGGUCACGCCCGGUCGAGGAGGUGAUGAACCGCCUCAUGGGCGUUGGCCACGCCUUGGCGUGACCGAGGCAUGACCGAGGAAGGUGGAGCUUUGAAUGGUGAAGCGAAGGGUUGAGCCACAAGUGCUGAUCCGCGGGAGGGCAUGUCUCAACAGAAACGCGUGCGCGCA